AUGCCCUUGCCCUCGGCGUCCUACGGCCGGGACGCCUUCCACCAGUGCCACCAGCAGCGUGCUCCUCGGGCACACACGUGUGCACCCAGCACACCCAUGCAGUCUCCUCCUCCGUCCAUGACGGAUCUGUCGAUGCAGACGGCCUAUGAGGAAGACCUGGGAGAGCUGGUCCUCCAGGUGUGGGGUACCUGUCCUCCACCCUGGGGGGCCGCCUGCUGCCCCGGGGCCACUCCUGAGGCCGGGGCCGAGGCCCAUCUGUUCUGCGACCAUCACUACCUGUGCUGGAUUCUCCAGCACUUCCGGGAGUCAGCUCCGGUGCCCACACGGUCUCUGCUUGCAGAGUGGGCAGUCCAUGAAACCAAAUGUGCAGCUGCCUUCCAGAGAAAAAGUGACCGGGAGCUGAGCGAGAUCGGCGUGCGGAGGGCCUUCCCCGGCAGCGGCAGGGGAGACUCUGCUCCGGACACGGACCCAGGGGCCCGCCCGGUCAGGCCUCUCCCGGCUUCUCCUCCCUGCGCUCGCCUCAGCCUGGGCCGGCACCCACAGGGCCCAGCAGGGCAGCUGGUGGCCCCUGCCGGGGGUCUCGAGGGCCACGACCGCCCUCCCCGAGUCCGCCCAGCCCUCGUCACCCCCAGGCCAUCCUGCACCUGGGGCGUCUGGUUACAACCGGGGAGCGUCCCCCUGCAAAAACGCCCGGAGGGUCAGGACCCCCGACCGCUGCCCCCACGGAGGAGGCCGAGGAGGAAAGGCCAAGGAGGAAAACGAGAGAAGGACCACGGCUCUGCAGCGUGGGGCUUCCAGGGGCCUCGAGCAGGCUCAGGAGACCCCGAGGGCUGUCUCCGCGCAGAGGAGAGGAGGAACGUGAGAUGA
Rangifer tarandus platyrhynchus (Svalbard reindeer) is the source of this 867-nucleotide messenger RNA. Lineage: Eukaryota; Metazoa; Chordata; Mammalia; Artiodactyla; Cervidae. The record is from the annotation of a GenBank genome assembly.